Messenger RNA from Triticum urartu, 1092 nucleotides. Lineage: Eukaryota; Viridiplantae; Streptophyta; Magnoliopsida; Poales; Poaceae. The record is from RefSeq and is a predicted model, not a curated record.
AUGGCGACACACAAGUUGAUCGUGGAGGUGGCAAGUGCUCAAGAUUUGUUUCCUAAGUACGGGAAAGGUUCUGUGAGUGCCUAUGUCAAGCUUAAAUUUGGUGGUCAGCGUUUUUGCACGACUGUCAAGCUGAAGGAUCUAAACCCAGUGUGGAACGAGCGCUUCUGCUUUCACUUGUUUGAUCCGUCGCAUCUUCCCGAGCUUUCUCUUGAAGCAUGCUCCAGGUCCUUGCUUGGCAAGGUUAGAAUUGCUCGGACCUCAUUCGUGCCCUUCUCGGAUGCUGUUGUUAUUCCUUAUCAACUGGAUAAGCGCCAGAUGUUCUCGUGUGUCAAAGGGACAUUGGCUCUCAAAAGUUCAAGACCACCUAGUAUACCACUGCAACAUUUGAAAGAAAUCACAAAUAACUUCUCUGAAGAUCGAAUACUUGGACAUGGUGGUGUUGGUGUGGUAUAUAAGGAUAUACUGCAUAAUGGGGAAAUGAUUGUUGUGAAGAAGAUUGUAUUGUCAUUAAUGCCGAGCCCACAGAAGCAAUUUGAGAAUGAAGUUUAUCAUCUUAUGAUCGUUAAGAACCCCAAUGUAGUGCGAUGUAUAGGCUACUGCUACGAAAUAAAGAAUGCGUGUUUGGAGUACAAUGGAAAAUAUGUUUUUGCAGAGAAAGCGGAAAGGCUGCUUUGCUUGGAGUAUCUGCCCAAAGGAAGCCUCGACAAGUAUCUAUCAGAUGAAUCUUCUGGACUUGAAUGGAGCACAUGUUACAAAAUAAUCAUGGGGAUUUGCAAUGGUUUACGUCACCUUCAUGAGCAAAAUGAUAAACCUAUUGUACACUUGGACCUAAAACCUGCCAACAUAAUGCUCGAUGACAGUAUGUUAUGGAGCCAAAAAUUUAUAGACUUCGGUGUAUCAAGACUUCUUGACAAAGAACAAACUAUUUGCACUUCAUCUCGUGAUGGAACACUCGGUUACAUGGCGCCAGAAUUCCUACAUAGCGGUGCAAUUACACGAAAGUCAGACAUAUUUAGUUUGGGUGUAAUAAUCUUGGAGAUAAUAACGGGACGGAGGGAUUACGUGGAUGUUACUCCAAAUUCUUCAUAUUAA